Dictyostelium discoideum AX4 is the source of this 2421-nucleotide messenger RNA. RefSeq lists its product as hypothetical. The record is from RefSeq and is a predicted model, not a curated record. The transcript is spliced from 3 exons. Lineage: Eukaryota; Evosea; Eumycetozoa; Dictyosteliales; Dictyosteliaceae. Bases 1 to 2421 code for a protein of 806 amino acids.
AUGUCCACGGAAAAUAAUAAUAAUAAUAACAAUGGAAUUAUUGGUAGUCCAUUAAGUGGUAAUAGUGUUUUAAGUGGUAGUGGAUCAGUUUUAGAUAGUGAUAAAAUUCAAAAGAUUGUAAAUAACUAUCAAAAAGUAAAGAAUCAAAAUGCUAUACUAAAGAAAGCAUUAUUACAAGAACAACAAAAAACAAAUGACUUGGAAAAAGGAUUAAAGGAAAAAGAACAAGCAUUAACAACAUCACUACAAGAACAUGAUGUAUUAGAUUUUAAUAAUCAAAGAUUAACAAAAAGAAUUCAAUUAAUGCAAGAUCAUAUGAAUGAGAAAAAAGAAAGUGGUGGACAAUGGUUUGGUGGUAAGAAUCAAAAAUUAGAAAUUCAAAAAAAAGAAGAAGAAAUUAAUAUAUUAAGAAGUGAAUUACAAGAAAAGAUUGAUGAUAAUGAAGGAUUACAUAGUGUAAAUAUUGAAAAAGAGAAUGCAUAUAAAUCAUUGGAACAAGAUUUGAAAUCUUCAAUAACAGAGAAAGAAAGAGAGAUUCAAGAGAAACAAGAGAAAAUCAAUGUUUUAUUGAUUGAACAAAAAGAGAGUGAAAAGAAACUUCAUGAUCAAACCAAAGGUUUACGUGAUGCAAUAUCAUUGUUGGAGAUUAAUUUCAAACAGGUCUAUAGUUCAACCAAACAAAGAGAUGAUUCAUUCAUAAGGUUGAGUGAAUUGAUUCAAACUGGUUUAAAUUCAAAUUUACCAUUGAUUUCAUUCGAUUAUCCAUUAGAGAAUAUUACGCCAUCCAAUGAAAGAUUUCCAAUUGAAGAUAUCAUUGAAACAAUUGAGAAAUCAAAUAGCAGCAAUAAUAAUAAUACAAUUAUAAACAUUGAUUCAAAUACAAUUAAAACCAUAUCAGAUCGUAAUUCAUGGAUACCACCAAUUAAAUCAAUCAUUGGUAGUGUUCAACAAUUCCUUUCCUAUCAUUUGGAACAAGUUUCACAAUUGAUUUCAUCUCAUCGUUCAUCAAUGUCACAAUUGAUUGAAACUAAUCAACAGGAAUUCAAAAGAUUAAAUCAACAACUUAACGAUCUACUUUUACAAAAGGAGGAAUUGGAAUUUAGACUCAAUACCGUUGGUGAACAAUUACUAAAAAAGGAGUUUGAAAUCUCUGAACAUUCAGCUAGCAUUAAAACUAUAAAUGAAACCAUUUCAAAACUUCAAGAUUCAAAUCAACAAUUGGAUUCCCAAUCAUUACGUGAUAAAGAAUCCUAUAAUCAAAUGAAAAAACAAUUUGAAUCUCAAAUUAAAUCCAUAAAAUCAGAUUUUGAACUAGAAAUGAAACAAGCAAAAGAUCAAAAUCAAGCACUCUUAAAACAUCAAAAAGGUUUAUUAAAUUCAAAAAUUAAUGAAAAAGAUUUAAUCAUUUCAAAUUUAGAGAAGAAAUUAUCUUUAAUUCAAAAAUCUUUAUCAAAUAAUUCUUCACCACAAAUAUCAAUACAACAACAACAACAACAAUCACCAAUACUUUUAGAUUUAAAUAAUAAUUAUAAUAAUGAUGAUAACAAUACAAAUACAAACACAAAUACAAAUUCAAUUAGUAACGAUUUAAUAGAUUUAUCAUUCCUUGAAAGUAAUGGUUUAUCAAAUAAUAAUAAUAAUAAUAAUAAUAAUAAUAAUAAUAAUAAUAAUAGUAAUAAUAAUAAUAAUAAUAAUAAUAAUAAUAAUAAUAAAAAUAAUUUUAGCGAACAAAAUAGUAAUAAUAAUAAUAGUAGUAAUAGUUUAAUUAAUCUUGACGAUGAUAUAAUAUUGGAUACGCAAAUUGAUGAAGAAAAACAAAUUAAACAAGAAAAUAAUAAUAACAAUAAUAGUGGUAAUAAUAGUUUAGAAAAUAGUGUUAUCUUAACAACUCCAAGACCAGUAGUUAGUGAUAGAUUUAAAUUAUCAGUUUUAGAUGAAACAGGUGAUGAAUCUGAUUCAUUAAACUUUUCAAUGACAGAUAAAGAAAGAGAGAAUGAAAUGAAAGUUUAUUAUGAAAAUAAGAUUACACAAUUAUUGAAUAAGAUAUCAAAUAUUGAUGCUAAAGCAUUAAGAUACUAUGAUCAAUAUCAACAAUUAAUGAAAAAAGGUGGUGCUAGUCAAAGUGAAUUAGAUUCUACCAUUUUGGAAUUAAAGAAUUGUAAAGUUGAAUUAAAGAAUACCAAAGAUGAAUUAGAGGUUACUCGUGUAAACUACGAUCAACAAAUGAGAUAUCUCACUGAACAAUUCAUUUCUUUGAAUGAGAAUGUAAGCUCACUCGAUAGUCAACUCAUUAAAAUUAAACAAUAUAAAGUUUCUUGUGGUAAAUGUAAACAUUGGAAUCAAUUGGAAUUCAUUUUCUCUCCAAAUAAUCAAGGUUUAUAUUGUUCAAAAGGUCAUCCAAUUUUAACAAUUCAACCUUAG